Strongylus vulgaris is the source of this 1143-nucleotide messenger RNA. NCBI's taxonomy places the organism in Eukaryota, Metazoa, Nematoda, Chromadorea, Rhabditida, Strongylidae. The record is from the annotation of a GenBank genome assembly.
AUGCUCGGUUGCCUUGCAAAUGAAUUCGCCCUACAUGCUUUGCAAGAAAUUGGGAUUGUCGCCUGCAAAGCUGCUCUUGUAGUGCCACUAUGCACAGGUAUGGCUUUAUCCCUGUGCAUGGGAGCAUGGCGGAAGUCUAGGCCGACAGCAAAGUACGUCGUGUGGCUUCGUGUCGACCAGAAGUCUUGCUUCAAAUCGAUCUUACAUGCAGGUCAGUUUCCAGAUGCCUUUUGCGGUGCUCGUCAAAGCAUUCUUUGCGUGAUGUCCACAACGUCGUGUUUCGCUCCGCGCAGUCCGGACUCGUUAGAGGCUAUCUCCGGCAUCUGCCAGAUUUACAACGUACCGCAUCUUGUGAACAAUGCGUAUGGUCUUCAAAGUGAGGAGUGUGUGAGAAGAAUUAAUGCGGGCCGUGAGACUGGAAGAAUUGACGCUUUCGUGCAGUCUCUUGAUAAGAAUUUUCAGUGCACUAUCACAAAGGUUCCCGUGGGAGGUGCUAUUAUCGCAACGUUCAAGCAAAGCGCCAUAUUGCCUAUUGCACAAUUUUAUCCUGGUAGGUUAUUCCUCAAAAUGAAGAAGCGGUUGAUCUCCUUUGCAAAUGAGAUUGGAGAGUGUGUCUACGAAGUCGAUGAUAAUCUAAUCAGCCUAGCCCUCACGCUUUCAUCUAUCCCGAAAGAGAAGCAAACAUUGUUUGGCUCAAUUCUUUUCAACCGCGGUGUUUCUGGCGCGCGAUUAUUCCUCAAAAUGAAGAAGCGGUUGAUCUCUUUUGCAAAUGAGAUUGGAGAGUGUGUGUACGAAGUCGACGAUAAUCUAAUCAGCCUAGCCCUCACGCUUUCAUCUAUCCCGAAAGAGAAGCAAACAUUAUUUGGCUCAAUUCUUUUCAACCGCGGUGUUUCUGGCGCGCGAGUAGUACCGUCGACUACGAGUUUAACAAGCAUUGAAGAUUACGAAUUUAUGAACUUUGGCUCACAUUCCAAUGAACAGCAUGGCGGCUACUUGAACAUAGCAUGCGGAGUAGGUAUGUCUGAAGCAGAACUUGAUGAGUUGUUCAGCCGGUUGACGACAACGUAUAAGAAAUUUUCUCGGCAAAAUGGUAUUUUUGUUCCGCGAAAUGAUUUCCAGAAUUAUGCUGACAGCGACGAUUGA